Messenger RNA from Chara braunii, 5594 nucleotides. The record is from the annotation of a GenBank genome assembly. NCBI's taxonomy places the organism in Eukaryota, Viridiplantae, Streptophyta, Charophyceae, Charales, Characeae.
CGUGACUUGGCGAAGUCCACCUUCUUCCCCCGAACACAAGGCACUCUCAUUUGGACUGUACCGGGACGGAAUAACAGUCUGUAUACAUUGAUUAUUAGGAUGCGUUAUGUUAGGGGGAAGACGGUAGUCAAGGAUUGCGGAACAGCAGGAGCAGGAGGAGCCAUCGUGGGUGCGGGAAGACGGUAGUCAAGGAUUGCGGAACAGCAGGAGCAGGAGGAGCCAUCGUUGGUGCGUCUCAGGAGCGGUGACGUGGCGCAUUUCACAGUCUCUUUCCCCGAACAUAACGCACCCUGAUUCUGAAUGUACACAAGCCGUCUUCCCGGUUGGAUGCAGUCAUGAUGGGGGUGCGUUUUGUUCGGGGGAAGAGGCUGUCCAAGGAGUGUGCAAUAUCAGUAUCAGUACGACGCGAAGGCAUCCGUGCGUUUCAGCAGCAGUGAGGUGACACAGUAUAGCCAAGGAGUGUGGAAACGCAACAAUUGCAGCAAAACAAAAAUCACAGAAGAGAGAGGGGAGGGUGGUAUACAGCAGUAGGAGGAAGGUAGGGGGAAGGAAGGGGAUGAACACGAGAGAGCACGACGGCCGACGAGCCGGUAGCAAGGACCAAGACCGGAAGAAGAGAACUCUGGGGGAGAGUUAGGGCAUACUCACACUACAGUAGGAGGACGUCUUCUACAAAGCUGUAGACGUGAUUGCGGUGAGAUUCAUCCAGAUCUGGACGUAAUCGCAGUCAGAUGCAUUUAGAAAAGAGAUAGUGUGAGUGGAUCCCCUCAGAGUGAGAAAAACGGGCUGCGAUGGAGAGAUCCGACAGCGCGGAGCUGGACGAACAUAGCCAAGAGGAUGACACGUCGGAGUCGUGGAGAACACACAAGAAGCAUUUCUUCAUUCUGAGCAAUGCAGGAAAGCCAAUUUAUUCACGGUAUGGUGACGAGCACAAGCUGGCUGGGUUUGCGGCAAUUCUCCAGGCUAUCAUGUCAUUCGUCGAGAACAGUGGGGACGUCAUCCGUGUCAUCCGCGCAGGCAAACACCAGGUUGUUUUCCUUGUAAAAGGUCCGCUCUAUCUGGUAUCGAUCAGUGCAACAGAUGAACCAGCAUCAGCACUCGAGGGGCAGCUCGAACUCCUACAUGGCCAGGUGAUGAUGAUUCUCACUUCUGCAGUGGAUCGCUGCUUGCUGAAGAACCCAAAGUUUGAUAUGAAGCCUCUUCUUGCGGGAACAGAAAACUGUUUCUCAUUGCUUGUACAUAGUUUCAGUUGGGAUUUUGCAACGUUUUUACACGCGUACACGAGCCUAUGGAUGCCUCACUCAUCCAGAAAGGCAGCGACAGCAGCUAUAGAAGAUUUGUAUGAUGGACUGCUAUAUGGCUUGUUACUAUGUGGUCCAAAGGUUGUUACACUCUUCAAUGCCCGGAAGACAAUUUUGCACCCAGACGACAUUCUCCUUCUAACUAGCGUGGUGGAAAGGGAGGUGGUCCAUGCAAUAGAGGUUGUCCCAGGUAGUAAGGUGCCUAGAGGACGAAUCUAUAGGAUGUCUCCUGCGGAGUUAGAUGAGCUUCGCCGCCAGCUUAAAGAGCUCACAGAGAAGGGAUGGAUACGGCCUAGUACCUCCCCUUACGGUGCGCCAGUCUUAUUUGUUCCUAAGAAGGGAGGUCCAUUAAGGAUGUGCGUUGACUAUAGGGGCCUCGAUGCCAUCACCGUAAAGAACGCGGAGCCCCUACCCCGCAUUGACGACCUCUUGGAUAGAGUGCAGGGAUGUCGGUACUUCACAAAGAUAGAUUUGAAGUCCGGAUACCAUCAAAUUGCCGUUAGGCCUGAGGACCAACACAAAACCGCAUUUCAGACCAGAUACGGUCUGUACGAGUUUGUGGUGACGCCUUUUGGCCUAUGCAAUGCGCCUGGUACGUUCCAGCACGCGAUGAAUAGGAUCUUUCAUGUCUACUUGGACAAGUUUAUCGUCGUGUACCUCGACGAUAUUCUCAUCUUCAGUAGGAUUGUAGAGGAGCACGCUGAGCACUUGAAAAUAGUGCUAGGUCUCCUAAGACAGCACCAGUACAAGGUAAACUUGGAUAAAUUCGAGUUUGGUCGCACCAAGAUCUUGUACUUGGGUCAUGAAAUUUCAGCAGAUGGAUUGAGGCCGGAAGAUGCGAAAGUGGCCAGCAUACGUGACUGGCCCAGACAUCAAACUGUUACUGAGGUCAGAUCGUUUUUGGGGAUGACGGGCUACUAUCGUCCGUUUGUGAAAAACUAUAGUACUAAAGCUUCCCCAUUGACAGAUCUUACUCGACUUGACACCCCUUGGGAGUGGACUGAAGAGUGUGAGGCAAGCUUCAAGCAAUUGAAGUAUGCUCUAACACACUACGAAGUUCUCAAACUUCCCGAUCCUGACAAGCCGUUUGUCGUGACAGCAGACGCCAGCCAAUAUGGCAUUGGCGCUGUCCUUGCACAACAGGAGGGGCCAAAGUUGAGACCGAUCGAGUAUAUGAGUAAGAAGAUGCCUUCCAAGAAGCUAGCUGCGUCCACUUAUGAAAGAGAGCUCUACGCCCUAUAUAGAGCGCUAGUUCAUUGGCGACAUUACCUCCUAGGGAGAUUUUUCUAUGUGAGGUCUGACCAUGAGACUCUGUGCUGGAUUAAGAUGCAGCCCGUGUUGUCUGACACACUCGAGAGAUGGAUUCAAGUGAUAGAUAUGUAUGACUAUCAACUUGAUCCUAUCAAAGGUCCGUACAACAAAGUGGCAAAUGCGCUGUCAAGAAGGGCAGACGAUCUAGGCGCACUAGUAACUGAAUUCGGCAUAUCUAACGAUCUUACUCGAUCGCUGGUGGAAGCCUAUCAGGGAGAUACAGUUAUGUCAGAGAUCAUUCAUAAAUUCCUUCAAGCAAAGGACAAGAAGACUUUGGACGAAUUUACCAUGGUAGAUGGCUUGCUGUUCCUUGAAAAGGCAGGGUUUAAAAGACUAUGUGGGGACAUUUGUCUUAUCCUGGUGACGGCGUACUCGGAUGCCUUCUAUCAGUUAAAGGAGGCGAGGUUGAGGAUUGAGCGAGAUUUAAGGAAUUCAGGUGUUAUCCAAGACAUUGUGCAGUCAUACGGCCGAGGCAGCGUACGAGUCGAGGAUAUACCUUACCCAGUACCGUCAUUCCGUGAUGCGUUCUACUCAGGGCUUUCUAGCCCUGCAUUUUCUUCCACCUCCUCCUUUGCGUCGAGUUCAGCAGCAUUCGGUGCUACAUUGGCCACGGGGUUGGCCGGAAGCAAUGACACAGCUCCGCCGAACAGCGUGAGGCACAUGGAGGCAAACAACACAAGGCAAGUGGAGGCAAACAACGCAAGACAAGUGGCGGCAAACGAUGCAAGGCAAGUGGAGGCAAACAAUGCAAGGCAAGUGGAGGCAAACAACACGAGGCAAGUGGCGUCGAACGAGGCAGACGAGCCAGUGAGGCUAGAGCAGACAGCUGUCAGUGCCCUUGGAGGACCAGGGGGACUCUGGCAUUUCCUCUAUAGAAGCAGGUUUCUUGACCAAUAUGUUUCCUCUGAAUUUUCACCGCCAUUGACGACGAGGGAAGCGCGAAAGAGUCUAUUCCGGUCCUACCAGCGGGUAUUCGUGUCCAUGCAAGGCGGAGGAGGAAUGAGCAGUGGCACAAAGAUGGAGUGCAGGAGAACAGAACAGCAUUUUUUGCUGGCUUGGAGAACAUCAGACUUUGAGCUAUUCGCAAUGUUCGAUCCCCUUGCUGAAAAGGAGUACGCAGUCGCAGUGUGUAACCGUAUCUGCAUCUGGGUAAGGGAGAACGAAUGUGAUGUGUUUUUGGUCAGUAAUAAUGGCCCUAUGACCUGGUGAAAUAAUUUUUUCAAUUUAGUGCCCUGUCAUUUUUUAAAUGAGCGGACAACCGCAAAAGGGAAUGGAGAGAGAGAAGAGGAAAUGUGGAGAAGCAGACAGCAAUUGCUGACGCCAAUGAUGCUCGUUGUGGUGCACGAGUCCAUCUGUUGGUUCGUUCGAUGGGAAGGAGACGAGGAGACCGUGAUGCCGCUCUCGAGUAAUUGGCGAAGUUGGCGCAUCGACCAAGUCGUGACUUUGUUUACUGGUGUCAUAUUAUAUGGCCAGCCUGAGUGAAGUGUUUCUCGAACGGUGCGGCAAAAUUACACAGGCCAAUUCUGCACUUCAAUCAAGCCAUUUCUUGAUUUGUGACGUUCGUUUGUUGCAACACCAUCGAUUACGCCCUGAAGCAUCAGCUUCCCCCUGCAAGUUUAUCGUCAUUUAACCAUCCUCUAUGCCCUGAAGCAUCAGCUUCCCCCUGCAAGUUUAUCGUCAUUUAACCAUCCUCUAUGCAUGGCAGGCGAGUAUGCAGGCAGGCAGGCAGGCAGGCAGAGAUUACCUCAGCAGGCAGGAGGAGAUAGUCGCCUGUCGGCAUGAAUGAACAGAGAGCCCUGUCUGGGGUGAAGGUUGAGGCAUGACAUUGGGACGACUCAAUCGUCCGGUCGAGAAAGGGUGGUAGCCAGUGACAGGCCCCGAAGUGAGGGGGCGAGCACCCCUUCCUUGGAAGGAUAACUUGCUUAAUAGAGUUGUUGGACAUAUAGAUCAUGGAAGAUGUUCUCCGAUUGUGGUCGUGUUUGUGAGAAGAGGCGGCGGAUGUUUAGGUGCAUUGACUCGUCCUUGACAAGUCGAUCAGGUGCAAGAAGGGGCAGUUAUAGCCGCUGUUUGGUCCAAAGUGAGGAGGAAAUGCACCCUCUCUUGUUGGAAGGACAAUGAGAGGUCAGGAGGAGGGUCGCUGGACGUAUGGAGCAUAGAAGACAUUACUUUGAUCCUCAUCUAGUUGUCGGGUUUGUGGGAAGAGGAGGUGGGUCCGACUCCUGCAUUUCAGCGACGGUCGCAUCCGAGCGAUCGUCCUCGAGGAGUCAGACUCACCUCAUCUAGUUGUUGGGUUUGUGGGAAGAGGAGGAAGAGGAUGAGGUGGGUCCGACUCCUCAAGGACGGUCGCUCGGGUGCGACCGUCGCCGAAAUAAAGGAACGUGUUGCUUGGCGCCGUUGGCGGGACUUCACAAUGGCGCAGGCACGGCAAGAAAGCAAUCAGGCGUGACGAAGAUGGAGGGAUUGGACACAACAUUACGGCAAUGCUGCUGAAGGAAGCAUCGAUACGAGGGGAUGCUAUGGAAGAAAGCAUAUAUACGAGAGGAUGCUGAUGCUAUUGAAGGAAGCAUCUAUACGAGGGGAUGCCGAUGCUAAUGAAGGAAGCAUCUAUACGAGGGGAUGCGGAUGCUAAUGAAGGAAGCAUCUAUACGAGGGGAUGCUGAUGCUAUUGAAGGAAGCAUCUAUACAAGGGGAUGCUAUUGAAGGAAGCGUCUAUACGAGGGGAUGCUAUUGAAGGAUGACAAACAGUUGCAUUUGGGCAAAAGGACAGAAUUGCCAAAGAAAUGGGAGAAAAGUAUAUAGAGGACUUCCUACCCCCUUAGCUGGAGUUUUUUUGUCUGUCACAUGUGCUGGUGCACGUUACGGACUCUAAAUGUUUAUUCACUUAUAUUCAUCUUACCAGCACCGCUCUUGUUGGGAGGGGAUCUCCCUUUUCUCUCGUCUCUUCCGUCAUGUUUCUUUGUCUAAUGAAGUCUAUCCCCCAUC